ACAAGCAAAGACAACACUGAUACAUAAAACAUACAGAAACAGUAGCACCGUCAUUUCAGUCCACACUCCUUUUAAGAAGGUGGCGCUAAUGCGCAGCAGGACGCUGCUCUCCAACCGCCAAUAAAAGACAGAAGAAGAAGAAGGACCCGGAUGUCGAUCUCAGAGCAAGAUGGCGCCGAUCGGCCGCAGCAUCAGCAGCGUGUCUCCGUCGUGUUGAUCAAGUAUCAGUUGUCUCCAUCAGUCCGGAUCCGGAUCCACCAGAAUCUCUGCACGUCCGGAUGAACCUCUGAUGGACUCAGCUGCUCAUCUUUUUUUCUGGAUCUUUUUCCUCUGACUCAACAUCAAGCUAUAGAGGUUAGCUUAGCACGCUAGCUGGAAGUUAGCAGCACGGUGCUAGUCCGAGUUUAACGAAGAACCAACGGUGUUUAUCUGGAGGACACGUGUCUGAGAUUCAGUGAAGAUGUCCAACGUCCAAAUGCUGAGAUGUUUACUGAAGCAGCGAAUCACCGAGGACGCCGAAGAGACAUUUGGGCUGUUUGAAAGAACGAUAGCAGAGUACGAGGAGGAAGCUUCUAGAUUAAAAGAGGACAACGAGGGACUAAAGAAACGUCUGCGCGCUGUUUUCAACCCAGAAGUCCGCGUUCACAGAGCAGACCUCCUGCAGAUGUUCGUGGUUAAAGAGGAGCAGCAGGAGGGGAGCUCUAGUCUAGACCAGGAUGACCCAGAGUCCCCCCUUAUCAGAAAAGAGCUGCUUCAAGGGCUGGACGAGGCUGACAUGAAGGUCUCAUUCACUCUUGUGAAAAAUGAAGAUAAUGAAGAGAAAGCUCAGUCCUCACAGCUUCAUCAGAUACAAACUGAACAGAUGGAGACAGAAGGUGAUGCAGAGGACUGUGGAGGACCAGAACCAGACAGGAACCCGGGUCCAGAUGGUCCUCCAGAACCAGAUACUGACGACGAAACUGGAGACUCAUCUGGACCAGAUACUGACGACAUUGAUGAUUGGAAUGAGACCAGACAACCUCAGGCAGGUUUAAACUCUCCUAAUAAUGAUAACGGUUCCGUCAGUGAGUCAAGAUGUAGAACAAGUGAGAAACAUUUGAUCUGUUCUGAAUGUAAGAAAACAUGUCGUUGCAUUAAAAAGCUGAAGAGACACAUGAUGAGCCACGCAUCAGAGAAACCUUUCAGCUGCACAGAGUGUGGUAACUGUUUCACUGCAAGUGGAAGUCUAAAGACUCACAUGAGAUGUCACACAGGGGAGAAACCUUUCAGCUGCUCGGAGUGUGGUAAAUAUUUCACUCAAAAAUCAAAUAUGAAGAAACACAUGCAAUAUCACACAGGGGAGAAACCUUUCAGCUGUUUACAGUGUGGUAAAUGUUUCACUCUAAGUGGACAUCUGAAGACACACAUGAGAUGUCACACAGGGGAGAAACCUUUCAGCUGCUCGGAGUGUGGUAACUCUUUCGCUCAAAACGAACAACUGAAGCUACAUAUGAGGUGUCACACAGGGGAGAAACCUUUCAGCUGCUCACAGUGUGGUAAAUGUUUCACUGCAAGUGGAAGUCUAAAGACUCACAUGAGAUGUCACACAGGGGAGAAACCUUUCAGCUGCUCGGAGUGUGGUAAAUAUUUCACUGCAAGCGGAAAUCUGAAGACUCACAUGAGAUGUCAC
This is a messenger RNA of Gasterosteus aculeatus aculeatus (three-spined stickleback), 1669 nucleotides long. NCBI's taxonomy places the organism in Eukaryota, Metazoa, Chordata, Actinopteri, Perciformes, Gasterosteidae. The record is from RefSeq and is a predicted model, not a curated record.